UGUUUUUUUGGAUAUCUUCUUCCCAAACAGUUAGUUCCUUAAAAAACACUCCUCAAAGAAAAGAAAAAUCUCACUCCCCAAAACGACAUCGCAAUGACGAAACUUCUCUCUCUCCUCUCGCUCCUCCUCCUCCUCCUCGUCCUAGUACCUCUCUCCUCUCAAUCAACAAUCGCAGGAAACCCGCCGUCUGCGGCCCACACCGAGCUAACAAAUUACGGCUUCCCGAUCGGUCUCCUCCCGGCCUCCGUUGUCAACUACAAUCUCAAUCAAACCUCCGGCGACUUCUCCGUAAAUUUCGGUGGUUCGUGUAAAAUCACGCUACCUCCAGACAAUUACUUGGCCACGUACUCUAAAAAGGUGACCGGUAAGAUUGUUGCGGGCCGGAUCGCGGAGCUGGAUGGUAUACGGGUGUGGGCAUUUUUCAAAUGGUGGUCUAUAACAGGAAUUAGGUCAAGCGGUGAGGAUUUGGUUUUUGAGGUUGGAAUGGUUACUGCUAAAUAUCCGUCUAAGAAUUUCCUCGAGAGUCCUCAGUGUGAAGGCAAGCACUCCGCUUCAUGAGAGGGCAGGGUCUGUCUGUUGGAUGCAUUCAUAUUUCAUUUCAUGUUUUUCUGUCCUAAGCUAGAAGGCUUUAUGCAGAUUCAAUAAAUUAUUAUAAGGCAGUUGUAUUAUCUAGUGUACAAUGAUCUGGAACCUCAUGCAUAGCUUUAGAUCUGUAUAUAUGCCACUUGAAGUAAUGCUAAUCUUAUUUGGACUUGCA
Ricinus communis (castor bean) is the source of this 757-nucleotide messenger RNA. RefSeq lists its product as uncharacterized. Lineage: Eukaryota; Viridiplantae; Streptophyta; Magnoliopsida; Malpighiales; Euphorbiaceae. The transcript is spliced from 2 exons. The record is from RefSeq and is a predicted model, not a curated record. The coding region runs from base 94 to 558 and encodes 154 amino acids.